This is a messenger RNA of Coturnix japonica (Japanese quail), 2466 nucleotides long. RefSeq names its product SEC61 translocon subunit alpha 2 (gene SEC61A2). The record is from RefSeq and is a predicted model, not a curated record. Gene Ontology annotation, biological process: protein transport. Gene Ontology annotation, cellular component: membrane. NCBI's taxonomy places the organism in Eukaryota, Metazoa, Chordata, Aves, Galliformes, Phasianidae.
GGCCGGAGCGACGCCUGCGCGGGGCCCUGCGCGCCGCGUCAUGUGACGGCGGCGGAGGGAACGCGGUGGGGGAGGGAAGCGGCGCUGACAGCGGUGAGGCAGCGGCCGGCCCCGCCGCCAUGGGCAUUAAAUUUUUAGAAGUUAUUAAGCCAUUCUGUGCAGUUUUACCCGAAAUCCAGAAACCAGAAAGAAAGAUCCAGUUCAGAGAGAAGGUACUAUGGACAGCUAUCACUCUCUUCAUUUUCUUAGUAUGCUGUCAGAUACCUUUGUUCGGAAUCAUGUCGUCAGAUUCAGCAGAUCCUUUCUACUGGAUGCGAGUCAUUCUUGCAUCAAACAGAGGUACAUUGAUGGAAUUAGGUAUCUCUCCCAUUGUGACAUCUGGUUUGAUCAUGCAGCUGCUAGCUGGAGCAAAGAUCAUUGAAGUUGGUGAUACGCCGAAAGACAGAGCCUUGUUCAAUGGAGCUCAGAAAUUAUUUGGGAUGAUUAUUACCAUUGGGCAAGCCAUUGUCUAUGUUAUGACUGGAAUGUAUGGAGAUCCUGCUGAAAUGGGUGCUGGCAUUUGUCUUCUCAUUAUAAUUCAGCUGUUUGUUGCUGGCUUGAUUGUGCUGCUGUUAGAUGAGUUGCUACAGAAAGGUUAUGGGUUGGGAUCUGGUAUUUCCCUCUUUAUUGCUACCAAUAUCUGUGAAACCAUUGUCUGGAAGGCUUUUAGUCCCACUACCAUCAACACUGGCAGAGGAACAGAGUUUGAAGGUGCUGUGAUUGCAUUGUUUCAUCUUCUGGCUACACGAACCGAUAAAGUCCGUGCCUUGCGGGAGGCUUUUUACCGACAGAAUUUACCCAAUCUCAUGAAUUUGAUUGCUACAGUAUUUGUAUUUGCUGUAGUCAUCUAUUUUCAGGGCUUUCGUGUUGAUUUGCCUAUCAAGUCUGCUCGGUACCGAGGGCAGUACAGCAGCUAUCCCAUCAAGCUCUUCUACACCUCCAACAUUCCCAUCAUUCUGCAGUCUGCCUUAGUUUCAAACCUUUAUGUUAUUUCCCAGAUGCUGUCUGUUCGUUUUAGUGGCAAUUUCUUGGUGAACUUAUUGGGACAGUGGGCAGAUGUGAGUGGCGGUGGCCCUGCUCGUUCUUACCCUGUUGGUGGUCUGUGCUACUACUUGUCCCCUCCAGAGUCCAUGGGCGCAAUAUUUGAGGAUCCUGUCCACGUAAUAGUUUAUAUAAUUUUUAUGUUGGGAUCCUGCGCUUUUUUCUCGAAGACUUGGAUUGAAGUGUCUGGUUCAUCAGCAAAAGACGUUGCCAAGCAACUCAAAGAACAGCAAAUGGUGAUGAGAGGCCACAGGGAUACAUCAAUGGUUCACGAGCUUAACAGGUAUAUCCCUACAGCAGCUGCGUUUGGUGGUUUGUGCAUUGGUGCCCUUUCAGUUCUGGCUGACUUUCUAGGAGCCAUCGGGUCGGGCACUGGCAUUCUGCUUGCGGUCACCAUAAUUUAUCAGUAUUUUGAAAUCUUUGUAAAAGAACAGGCAGAAGUCGGAGGAGUAGGAGCGUUAUUUUUCUAGAUGUCCAAAUAUUUCAUGGUUUGUGUGAAAGGGAAACUAUUUUGACAACAUGAGUCGUUUAGUCCAACAAUGCUAUUUUCUUUUUACUUGUUUUCAAGUGCUACGUGUCCCAUUGCUGUAAUGGGCCUUGAGCAAUGCCUGCGUGCAGCAUCAGUACCAGCUGCCUUAAGAAUAAAGUUUACAUUAUCUUGUUUGAGUAUAUCUAACGUUGCCUGUAAUGCUGGAAACCAAUUCAUCUACCUUGCUGUUCAGACACUACAGUGAGAUGGUAAAGUGUAUCAGUUUGGCGCUGGUCAGUAUUGUUACAAACAGCAUAAAAAUGUUAAAUUUAUUUCCCUGUCCUUAACAGGAAAAAAAAAAUAAUCUGAGUUCAGAAUGCCACGUGGCAGCAUUCUUGAAAGAGUUUAUUUGUAGGCUGUACCUUAAUUUUUUUAUACUUUUUUAACUUGUAUUUUGCCACUGCUGAACUCAGCACUCCUUCCUCAUGGUGGUGUCCCCACCCUGUCACCUGCCCCUUAGCUCCAAGGCUGGACAAGCAAACAUUGUACCAGACUGAUACCCAUCUCACCUGUGAAAUGGAUUUGUGGUGGAUUUGCUGCAUUGCAAGGACUGGGGCACAUCAGUUUCUUGCCCUGGGCUUCCUGUGAGACAGCACGGUACUGCUGUCAUGCUGCCAAGCCAGCCCGGUAGUUUUGUUUUAAACACGUAUUUGUGAAAACUGUGCCACUGAAACUUCAUGUCCACUUUGCUUUUGUGAGUCUAAAGAACAAAGCCUGGUUCCUAAAGCAGUGUUCAUAGAAGGGAAAGGGGGGGGAACGUGAAGUUCCUGCUGAACAUUUAUUUAUGUUGUUGCACUUUACAGUGGCAACGUAACACGUGUAAACAUUAGACAAUAAACUUAUUUAAUUAAGCUCUC